AUGAAAACAAGCACUGUGUGGACAGUAGUGAAGACAGUGUUGAAGACUGAUGGCCCCUUGGGUUUCUACCAAGGACUCACAUCCACCAUAGUGAGGGAGAUACCAGGUUACUUCUGCUUCUUUGGGGCCUAUGAACUGUGUCGGACUAAAUUUGCGCAGUAUAAGGGCACGGACAAAGAUAGUAUAGGUAUUCUUCCCCUCAUGUUCAGCGGUGGAUUUGGAGGAGCUUGUCUCUGGUUGACGGUUUAUCCCAUUGACUGUGUGAAGUCCAGGAUCCAGGUUUACUCUUUAGCUGGGAGGCAAGAGGGCUUCAUGAAGACCUUCAUGGGUGUUAUACGCACUGAGGGCUUCACUGCUCUGUACUCAGGCCUGACUCCCACCAUGAUACGCACCUUCCCUGUCAACGGAGCCCUCUUCCUGGCUUACGAGCUCAGUCGCAAGUUUAUGAUGGAUACGGCUGGUUACUGAUGUGUCUCCACACACAGAAAGUAUUGUGCUGAAACACUCUCUCGUCCUUGUGUAUUUUUAAAAUGAAAUGACUUAGAUUGUGUCUUAAUGUUUGAUUAAAUGUCACUUAAAAAUACUGAAAAUACUUUUGGUAUGGAUGUAUUUGAAUAUGAUAAACACAUUUUGUGCGG
Trematomus bernacchii (emerald rockcod) is the source of this 638-nucleotide messenger RNA. RefSeq names its product mitochondrial ornithine transporter 1-like. Gene Ontology annotation, molecular function: L-ornithine transmembrane transporter activity. The transcript is spliced from 4 exons. NCBI's taxonomy places the organism in Eukaryota, Metazoa, Chordata, Actinopteri, Perciformes, Nototheniidae. Gene Ontology annotation, biological process: mitochondrial L-ornithine transmembrane transport. The record is from RefSeq and is a predicted model, not a curated record. The coding region runs from base 1 to 468 and encodes 155 amino acids.